Rotaria sp. Silwood1 is the source of this 4591-nucleotide messenger RNA. Lineage: Eukaryota; Metazoa; Rotifera; Eurotatoria; Philodinida; Philodinidae. The record is from the annotation of a GenBank genome assembly.
AUGUUGAAGCUCAAUAUAAAUAAUAGAAUCGAACCUCAGGAUAUAAUUGUACGAUUAUUAGAAUAUAUAAAUGAUUGGUCAUACACAGCAUUAUCAAACAUUGAUAUAUGUCGUAUGAAUGAAGAUGAUAAAAAGCAAAGAAUCAAUAUUCUCUUAGAUAAUCCACCUCGAUCAAGUUUCCGACGGACAUUUAUUGAAAGCAUAUCAACUAUAAGCCGUUUAUACGGAUUUCUUCAUGAUGAAUUAGAUGGUGAUGAGCGAUAUUUGAAAUGGCCGCUUGUUUUUAUACCUGAGUCGCCUCCAUCAGAAAAUACUGAUUUAUGUGUCGGUCGAUUUUUAUUUAUUAACGAGGUAGCAUGGGAUGAUCCAACACAUUUAUUGUCAGAACCCAUUCUUAUCAAACGAUUGUAUCCAAAUUUAGAAAACUUUUUCAGAUAUGUUUUAAAAAUCCCAUUGAUACCAAGUUCUGAAUGCUACUUAAAAAUAUUAGAAGAGAUUUCAAAAACGAGUGUAACCGAUCAACUAGCAGAAAAUGCUUGGCAAGUGUUCGAAAACUUAUAUAAAAAUGAUUAUGAUAAUAUUCUUCAAUUAUUUCGACAUCGGUCUCUUAUACCAAGUAUGACUAAAUAUGGAUGGAUGAAACCUGAUGAUGAGCUAUACGUUCCUGAUGACAAAAUUGUAGCACAAUUAUUUGAAUCAGAACGAUUGCCAAUUAUUAAACUACCUGGUAAAGUCAAUUUAAAUUAUAAAAUUUUUCAAUCUAUUAAUUAUUGAAUUUGUAUUAUUUGUCUUUCAUUUAGAAAACGGUUUGACUAAAAAUGGGCGAAUAUUUCUUGGGAACCUUCGAUACAUAAACUUUUCUGAGGCAGUGAAAUUCAAUGUAAAUGUAACGAAUGAAAAACUAUCUGAAGAUUUGAAACAAUUUUAUACGAAAACUUUACCAUACGUUUCGAGUUAUUUAUAUAGUGAGACAGACAUGUUCGAUGAAUCAUACGAUAAGCGAAAAUUAAGUGAAAUAUUUUCUCAAAUGAAAUUUUCCAAUGUUGAUAGUAUUCAAGUGACGUACAGAUACGAAAAAAUGUUAUUUAAUUAUGAUUAUGACUGUUAUGUUGACAAAAAGUCUAAAAGAUUCUAUUUAUUAAGCAAAUAUCAUUAUUCCUAUAGUAUUGAUACAAUGAUAAAAUUCAUUAUUGAUGAUACAGUUGCAGAAUGUCAUCAUAAACGUGACAAACUGCAGAAGUAUUAUAAAAAGUUAUUAGGCGCCUACACAAAGAACCAAUUAGAACAAAAUAUAGUCGAUGAUCGUGAUUCAUUAAAGCCAAUUUGGAUAAUAGAUAUCGACAAUGGUGAUGAAAGCAACGAUAGCGAAGAUGAAGUCAAACAAGAAGAAAAUAUUAAUCAUCAGGACUCAGACACGGAUAUUGUUCGUGACUCAGCACUAGCUGAUAAACUGCUGAAUGAAGAAAAAAUUCUUAUACCGAAAUCUAAACAGAAGACAACCUCUCAACCUACGAAUACUUCAAAUUUGGAUACCAAUAUCAACAGUACAAUAAGCAAGUCCGCAGGGCAAAAUAGCACUAGUAGUGAUGAUCAAUCCAGAAAUAAUCAAGAAAAUGACCAUCAUAGAAAAGGUAUUUUCUUUAGUAGAUCAAUUUUGUUUUUCUUGUUCUAUCAUAACUAGCGGUACGCAAGCUCAGCUCACGAACUCCGCUCAAAUGAGCGAAAGAACUGUUCGAACAGCUCAUUUGAACGAGCCGAACUUUUGAAACAGCUCAUUUCACAUGAGCUGAACUGUUCGAACAGCUCAUUUGAGCGAACCGAACUUUUGAAACAGCUCAUUUUAUAUGAGCUGAACUUUCACAACAGCUCAUUCGAACGAACUGAACUUUUUGUAGGGGUGCCCAUAGGCUCUCAAGAGCUACCCUAUAGGGGUGCUCAUAGGUCCUUCAGGGCUACCAUACAAGGGACUCAUAGGUCCUCAAGUCCUGCUGUAGGGCGAUACCCUUGGGUCCUCAAGUCCUACUGUAGGGCGAUACUCUUGGAUCCUCAAAUACUACUUUAGAGUGACACCCUUGGGCAAGGGGGUAAGUGCAGACGCCUAGCACCCAGCACCUGCUCAGCACCUACCAGCACCUACUAGUACCUACCAGCACCUACCAGUACCUACCAGUACCUACCGGCACCUACCAGCACCUACAGCACCUACAGCACCUACAGCACCUGUUCAGCACCUAUACUGCAUUUCACUAUGAGCACCUACGGCACCUUCAGCACCUGCAAACAUUGUUUCAUUAUCUUAAGUACUUAAGACAAUAGAAUAGUUGUUGAAGAUGCUGAAAGUGCCGUAGGUACCGUAGAUGCUCACUGUGGAAUGCGGUAUACGUGCUGAGCAGGUGCUGGGUGCUGGGUGCUAGGUGCUGGGUGCUGGGUGCCUGCACUUUCCCCCUUGCCCUUGGGUCCUCAAGUCUUACUACUGGAAGGUACCCGAGCGGGUUCAAAUUUUUCCCUUGUUAUGAGGGCAAGUGAUGGGUAUCUUCGGGCCAAUCAUAGGGUUAUCGAGGGUGCUCUAUCGAUUGAUUGGUAUAUGUAGGAGUACCCACCCAUCCCAUCACUGAGAAAUAGAAUCCUGCCAUAUGAUUGGUCCAAAAAUAGACCAAUCAGAUUUCAGGAGUCAUUUUUUCUCUUAUUUUAUGGACAACGCAUAGCCAUGUUCGGGCCAAUCAUAGGGUUAUCGAUGAUGCUCUAUCGAUUGAUGGGUAUAUGUGGGGGUCCCCACCCGUCCCAUCACUGAGAAAUAGGAUCCUGCCAUGUGAUUGGUCCAAAAAUAGACCAAUCAGAUUUCAGGAGCCAUUUUUUUCUCUUAUUUUAUGGACAAAACGUAGCCAUGUUCGAGCCGAUCAUAGGGUUAUCGAGGAUGCUCUAUCGAUUGAUGAGUAUAUGUAGGGGCUCCUACCCAAUGCAACACGGCGAAAAUACAGCUUUGGCAUUUGUCCUUGAGGACCGAAGGGUGCCCGUGAAAUAGGAGUUGAGGACCCAAGGGUACCUCCCAAUAAUGGGACUUCAGGACCCAAGGGUAAUGUAACGACAAACUGGAUUGAAUAGCUUUUCGCCAUUCUCGGCAAUGAUGUUUAUUCAGCUAUUUCACAUAUCCAGAGUGUCACAACUUCAUACAUAAUACGCAUAUAUAUAGGAGAGAGAUAGAAGAGAGACAGGAGAGAGAUAUAUUAGAACAACGGAAAGAGAACAGACAGAGAAGAAAGGAGAAUCAUCGAGCCGUGUCAUCAAUAUCGGCACAGGUAACCCCAAUAAUAGGACUUGAGGACCCAAGGGCACCUCCCAAUAAUAGGACUUGAGGACCCAAGGAUAUCCCCCAAUAAUAGGACUUGAGGACCCAAGGGUACCUCCCAAUAAUAGGACUUGACGACCCAAGGGUAUCCCCCAAUAAUAGGACUUGAGGACCCAAGGGUACUCCCCAAUAAUAGGGCUUGAGGACUCAAGGGUACCCCCAAUAAUAGGACUUGUGAACCCAAGGGUAUCCCCCGAUAAUAGGACUUGAGGACAUAUGGGCACCCCUAUAGGGUAGCCCUUGAGAACCUAUGAGUCCCCUAGAAAUAGUUAUGUUCGUUCCAAUGAGCUGUUCGAACAGUUCAGCUCAUUUGAAAUGAGCUGUUUCAAAAGUUCGGUUCACUCAAAUGAGCUGUUCGAACAGUUCAGCUCAUGUGAAAUGAGCUGUUUCAAAAGUUCGGUUCGCUCAAUUGAAACGAACCGUUUGAGAACGCUCAGUUCGCUCAAAUGAACUGUUCGAACAGUUCAGUUCGACUCAGUGAGCGUUUUCAGCAGCUCAUUAUUUCUGAGCUUGAGCUGAGCUUGCGUACCCCUAAUCAUAACUUUAAAGUUUCUUUUAGAUUGUCCCUCAGUAUUUUUAUCCUUUUCUCCUUAUUUUAGACACUACUUCGACCUUCAUACCGGAGAAACAAAAUAUAGUCAAAUUUCAACAUGUUGAUCUCCAUGAUUUAGAGAUAUCGGAUGAAAAUGUUUUAGUAGAAAACUCUAACAAAUCAGUGGAUGAAGAAAUUCUUAAAAGAAUAGGGCGUACAGGAGAACGGUGGGUAUAUGAAUACUUGAAAAAUUCAUAUCGUACUAAAGAUAAUGUUUCUGUCAAAUGGUUAAAUGAAACUUGUGAAACAGGAUCACCGUACGAUAUUGAAAUUGAAUUUAUUGAUAACCCUCAAGAUACUCAACGAAUUGAGGUUAAAACAACUUCAAAACAUGAUGACAAUUGUCAGUUUUCAAUAUCAAUACAAGAAGUUGAAGAAAUAUUACAUUAUCCUAACACCUACUACAUAUACCGGGUCAAUUUAAGUACACGUUCGUUGAUCAUUAUAGAUGAUAUAAAACAGAAUUUAAGCGACAAACGACAACUACAAUUGCAAAUGAAUGUUUUAAAACUGGAAGAUUUUAAUGAAACAUAAUAAUUUAUUUGCAAGUAGAAAUAUUAACAAUAUGCUGUGGGGUAUAAAGUGACCCUUGUAAUAUUUAGUUUUGCAUGUAUUUUAGAUCAAAUGGGUGUGGGUGUGGGGAUGGGUGGGAG